CUUGUCAGAUGGAUUAACAUACAACGAAAAACAAAACGGAGAUGGACAGAGCUUAGUGUGUUUUCAUACAACAUAAAAGUAUGGCUACAGUGAAUCAACAGACAGAACUCCCUCUUCGAGUAGAGGACUGGACGAGAGAUCAAGUUCGUUACUGGCUGACUGAGGUGAUUAAAGUGGAUAAAAAAUAUGCAGACAAGCUGUAUGAAGAAGAGGUAUCUGGAGAAGAACUGGUUUGUUACCAACCUAAACAUUUACAGGAACUUGGUAUAAAGCAUGGGCCAGCUGUUAGGAUUAUCGCACGGUUGGAUACACUAAAGAGGGAAAAACCAAAAUCAUAUUCUUCUGACCAUUUCCUCACAGAGGACAAGCUAGACACAACAGAGGAGAACAAAGACAGCACUUCAACAAACCAAACACUAUUAUCAAAAAAUGUUGAAAAGAGAAAAUCGGGUAAAACUGAAAAAAAUAGUAUAUCCAAUUCCAUGGAAAAUAUAACAAAUUUUGGAAAAGGAAUUGAACCAACAGAGUCAAAUGUCCCUAAAACAACAGCAAUUCCUUCUGAAAGUGAAAGUCACAUAAAGAUGGAUAGAUCCUUAAAACACUCAUGUUGUCUUUAUCCAUUUGAUCAGAGCUCUGCUUCUCAUCGAUACAUUCAAAACUACACUUUACCACCAGAGACGGGACCAGGUAAUCUGAUUGAUCCAGUUCAUGAGUAUAAGUUUAUGGGCAGAACAGAUGAUAUAACCGUGAUGAAGAAGAAGUUCAAUAAGGAGGUUUUUCGCUUUGCUGCUGGCUGCAUGAACAGCCGCACUAACGGAACCAUCCACUUUGGUGUAGCUGACUCUAAAGAUUCACAAUAUGUUCAUGGAGAGAUUAUCGGGGUCAGUGUUGACAAGAAAGAUGCUAUCAUUGAUCACUUUCAUCAGGGCAUUAAACAAUACUUUGAAGAACAUCCAGAUGAAGCAAAGGCGUGCAUCAGACAACCACGCUUUGUAGAAGUUCUCUGUCCUGACAGUACUCUUUCUGGCAAAUAUAUCAUAGAGGUGGAUGUUGUACCAUCCCACAGCAUAGUUGAUGGAAAGCUGUUUUAUAUCCAGACUCUGGAUGAAGAAAAUCAAUGGAAAAAGAGCAAAGCAAAAUCACUUUUCAUCAGAGAUGGAGCUGCAACUCGGGAUAUCUGUAAAAUUGGUAAUCCGAGAGACCUGCAAACUGAAUUAGCUCGACUAAAUACAAAAGUGAAAGUUCUGGACAAAAAAAGAAAGGAUGCUGAAAAGAGACCCGAAAGCGAAGAAAAAUCAAAUCAAGGGGAAAUUCUCAAAGAUUUGUUGACAUGUGGAGGAAACAGACUGAAUCAUUAUAAAUAUUUCAUCAUUGUAACAAACAAAAGUCACCCUGAACAGCUGCAGCAUCUUCAGUUCAUGACAACCUUAAAAUUGUUCUGUGUGCUGGACUUUGAUCCAGAUUCUGUAGUAAAUGGAUCCUGCCACAACUACAGAGAUGUUCGAGUUGCAAACCUUCACACACCAAGCCAGUUUAAUGGGGACCCAGGAGCAAUUUUCGAUGAUUACAAUUUGUACAAACAAACAAGUUGGGUAUUCUGUAACGGCAGAAAAGACCUCAAUACAGAAUCUGACCGACCACUCAAACCAAGUGAAUGGUUAUUGCAUAAAGCAGGUGAAGUACAAAACAUGAUUUCGUUUUUCUGCAACUCAAACAAUCUUCUAAGAGGACAAUUCUUUGUCAUAUUUCUCCUCCUCUCCACGGUUGAGGCCAUGAAUGACCCAAUGUUUGACACUUUUAUGUCAUUUUAUAAAAACCUUGGUGGUACUGAAAACAUAGCAACCAUUUGCACUUCAGUAGAUUCCUUUAAUAAAUGGAGAGAUUAUAUUCAGUCCAGAUGUGAACAUGACAUCAGUCAGCGGAGUAUAUAUGAUCUGGAGCUCAGUGAAAUCAAUGGGACGAUACUGAAACUGGGACAGAACAAGCAAAACGCACAGAGACUUCUUCCAUCUACAGGGAGCAGUUCAGUGCCUCUGCUAAUAAAAGAUGAAGACCUCAUGACAUCCCUUGAUGUCCUCUGUGAGAAUGAAUGUGAAAAUGAAUAUGACGAGAGCUCUGCAGAAUUUGAAGAGUUCAAAAUUAAAACCGAGUCUGAGUUCUACAGGGGAGGCAAAGUCAAAUGGUGGAACUUUUACUUCUCAGACCAUCCUGCAGCAAAAAAGUUCAUAAAGAGAGACAAACACUCAAAACUAGAGAACAAUAUUAAAUCUUUGACCAAAUAUACCAAAAGUACUUGUGCUAUGAUUAAUCUGUUUCAUCACCCUGGGUGCGGCGGCACCACCAUGGCCAUGCAUGUGAUGUGGGAUCUCAGAGAAAAAUUCAGAUGCGCAGUGUUAAAAGACAACACCGUUUCAAAGGACGAAGUGGCCAAACAUGUUGCUCAUCUGAUGAAUUGUGGAAAAAGUGAGCAAUCCUUAAAAACACCAGUCCUGCUACUAGUGGAAGAUUCAGAAGAAACAGAAAACACAGUUGAACUUCAGCACUCUUUGAGAAAAUUUACAAGAGAAACAGAAGCAUUUGUCAUCAUCUUAAACUGCAUACGCACAAAAACGCCAAAAGACAAACACAAGAAAAGUGUUGCUCAGAGCGAGUUUAUUACUGCAGAACUGUCUGACAAGGAAAAAUGUGCUUUCGAAACGAAGCUUAAAGAACUUCAAGAAAUAAAGUCUUUCACAACUGAGAACUUCUACAGUUUCAUGAUCAUGAAAACAAAUUUCGACCGCAUGUAUGUUGAAAAUGUUGCAACUAACAUACUAAAAGAUUUCAAAGUUGAAAACAAACAAGGCCGCCUGUUCUGCAUGCUGGCUUUGCUAAAUUCGUAUGUGGAUGAACCAGCCUUCUCAAGAUCUAUAUGUGAAGAUUUUUUGGGCAUUAAAAUUGCGCGUUGGGGAAGAGAAUCAGUGCUGGAGAAAAUGGAGCCCUACUCCUGUUUGCUGAUUGAAUUUGAGGCAGAGGAAUAUGGAGGAUUCAAAGCAAUUCGCUUUGUUCAUCAAUAUCUUGCAACAGAAUGUCUGAAACAACUAGAGGAGACCCAUAACUGCUCCAGGGCUGACACUGUGCUUGACAUGUUGCAUUGCGAUGUCUUUUUUAAAACAUUUGCAAUUAAGGAUGUUCUUGUUCAGUCAAUGAAAAGCAUGUUGAUCACUCGUCAACGCAAGACAGAAGGUGAUGAGAAAGACUCUCUGUUUUCACCUCUGAUAGAAGACAUAAACUCAGGAGAAGAUGGGCUGAAUAAAAUACAAGACAUUUUUAUUGCAGCUUCAAAAAGGUUUGAUAAAGACUUCGCAAUUCCCCAAGCUCUAGCAAGACACUUCUACCUGAAAGAGAAGAACUUUGCUAAAGCUAAAGAGUGGGCAAAUAGUGCAAAAGCCAUCAAAGAAAAUUCCUACACUUUAGAUACAGUUGGACAAGUUGCAAAAAAUGAAUUAAAGCACAAACUUGAAUGUAAAAAGCAGGAGAAGAAACCAUGCACAGCUGAAGACUUGAGGGAUUAUCUUGAGUUAGCAAGCACAGCUACUAAAGCUUUCAGAAGAGCUCAGAGCUUGGCAAAGACAGAUGAUGUUCUUGAAAAUGAACAAAAACUUCACAGAAAGUUGAGCCCAUAUAAUAUAUCUGGCUACAUGGGUGAGAUUGACACAGCCAUGAUUGUUUUUGACAUCAUCAAAAAACUCCCAUUGUUUGAGAAAAAUGAUCCAAUGAAAGACCAUUACAUCCAGAGCUUCCUCAAAGGAAUAUUGGCCUGUUCAAAAAUCCCAAUUUCUAAAAGCGAAGCCAAUGAUACAUUUAUUGUUGUUCUUCAGGAAUACGAAUCUUUCCUUACAUCUUUAAAAUCACAGACAAAAGAGGCAUUUGAUUUUCUUGAAAUUUACUAUACUUACAUGAAAGAAAAAGGAACUAAUGACACGAAAGAUGCAAAGACUCGCCAGAGGAUCUCAGAACACUAUCAGCAGUACAUCGCAUUAUUUUGUGCCUCUGCAGAGGACAAACAAAAAGAGCAAAAGCAGAAACCAAUGUUGAGUUUGAAUAUGGAGAUUGAAAACUGCAGAAUAUUUCUGGAGGAAAGCAGAGCAGAUACGUUUCCAGGUCUUCUCCAGUUUUUGGAGCCCAAAAAAGUGUCUGUAGAAAAGAUUGUUGAAAAAUACUCAUUUAUAAAUGACAAUUCUGCCAUCAAAACUACAAAGGAUAAAAUGAAUUAUCUGCUUGCACAUAUUAUACUGAAUUUGACCUUACCAAAAUCAAAGUUAGCAAAAUCCCCAGGAUACCUCGAGGAGCUUUUACAAGAUAUUCUGCAAGAGGUCGGUACACAGCACCAAAACCCAGAGCCAUUCUAUCUUGCCAUACUCUUGCUCUGGCCAGGAAGAAACGUCAACAGCUCUGGCAUUAAAAUAUAUGUUGAUAAAAUCAGAAGCUCAGCCAGAAAGAAGCUCUCUUAUUUGUACAGAACAAGGUCAACCAUUGCACACUUCUUCCUGGGAAAAUCUGAUGGAUUACAAAGGUUGGUGACAAAAGUUUCUCUUGACAGAUCCGAAACUGUCAGUAAUGUGAAAAAUCGAAACAUACUCUGGCAAACAGGAGAAAUCUUUAAGGAAACCACAAUAUGUAGCAGGCUUCUCAGAGUGACCGGUACUAUUGAGCAAGGCGAGGUCUUCACAGAGUAUGGAAAUCUAAAGAUCUCAUUGCGUCCUGCAUUUCUUGGUGAUAUGAGAAGCGGCUACAGCACUGAGAAAGUGUCCUUCUACAUAGGCUUUGCCAUGGAUGGACCACUUGCUUAUGACAUUCAAUAUGAAGAUGACCGAUAGAUCAUGUUGUAUGACAAUCUAAAUAAAGAUGCUCUACUAUU
This is a messenger RNA of Danio rerio (zebrafish), 4900 nucleotides long. The record is from RefSeq and is a predicted model, not a curated record. Lineage: Eukaryota; Metazoa; Chordata; Actinopteri; Cypriniformes; Danionidae.